GAAGAGUAUCCAUCAUACUAAACCGACAUGGCAAGACUGUCAUUCUCAUGCAUUGUAUUUUAUUUCAUUUUUAUAAUUAUUGUACUUCUAAAAGAAGGAACUGUCUGUACUGUCGUAUUUCAGCCUAAGUUUAUUCUGGCAUCUGGUCCGAAAAUAUCAGCGUUUCUGGUUGGAAACAUCUCUGGUGUUUCUUUAACUCUCAGUGCCGUUUCACCUUUAAGUGCAACAGGUAGCCUGCCACCACCAUCCUGUAUUCCAGUUUCUCAAACACAGUGGAAUCUCUCAACUGAGUUCAUUGGGAAGAGUGCUCUUCUGGUGCGAGUGAAUCUGAACCGCAGUUUGGAGCUGUGUGGUAACGAAACAUCUCAAGACUGCUGCCCGGAGUCUCUGUGUGUGCAGGAGACGCUCCGUGUGUCUGUGUGUGCAGAUGACACCCUCAAAACAUCCCUCAUCAUACAGACACAGAUUUAUGCCCUGAUCGUCCCCAGCAAACCCCUGUCCGAAAAUCGGACGGUCAUUCCUAACCAAGUGUUCCAGCCUCUUGGUCGGUGCCCAUGUGAUGUUUCUCCAGACGUGUGUGACAUACGCUGUUGCUGUGACCCGAACUGCACCCAAGAGAUGCUGGGACUGUUUUUGAAUCAGUGCCUUCCUGGACCCUUUGGAGGAAGUUUAAGUCCUGUUCCCGACUAUCAGUGCUCAGCUCAGUCCUCUGAAAAUGACCCCGACUGGUUCCCCUUCCUCUGUGUCGUCUCGCCCUCUGACAACAACCCUUUUCUGGGACUUUUUUACAAUGGAGGAACAGUCUCUCCAAAGCCUCGCCCGUCAUUCCAAACUCAUCAGGUGACAGCUCCUGUACCUCCUGUUAACUACCGCCAGGGGGAUCCAAUCUUCACCGAAGCUGAUGGGUACUUUACUAUCCCACAGAACUCGGGACUGGGUCAGUGUGUGGAAAAUGCUCCAGUGGCAUUUUUAGAGAACUUUGAGUGUCAAUGUGUGAGGAGGCUGCAAUUCUGUCCAUCACAGUCAGACAACCUGAGGGUCAAGGUUAAAGAUGGACGGGGAGGUGUUGUAACAGUAAACGUUGCGGAUGAGGUGGCCAGUGACCUUAGCUUAUUUCUGUCUGAUUCUUCUGAGCCAAUAUCUGGCUCGCAGCAGUCGUGUAGUCUUGUUCUUUCCUUGCGUUACACUUUUUACUGGAGAGAGAAUGGCCUUACUGGGAUCACUGUGUUACGGACCACCGCAAACAUCUCUACUGGUCCCGCUGUAUCUUUCACAAGCAGACACUCGGCUGUGUUCGUGAAUGGAAAUGAAACAUCUCAGCCAUACUCUGGCAAUCCAGGUUAUCAGGUUAAGAGAUCUGUGAUCGGUGGCAUUCUGGACUCUGAUACAGGUGUUAUACAGAGAGCGCAGAUCAAUCUCUGGCAGCCAGGUGGAGAAGGCCUGUGCUCUUCUGCUGACCUGAGACCAGUUCUGUUUGGAAUCAACUCCACAUCAGGCUGUCUGAUUCCUGCGAGUUUGCCGAACUUGACGCAGUGCAGUCAGCUCAGAGAAACAGUUCGGGCUGUGUUGGGUGGAUUAGUGACUUCUACUCUGGUCUCCAGAACGGGAAAGCCAGACUUUAAUAACAUAACAGACUGGCUAAACAUUACUAUUUCCCAGCAGAACUCCAGUCAGCCAGCAGAGGGCAGCAGGGGUGUGUGCGCCGGUGUUCCAACUCACCUUCAUGUCAACAUCAGGACCGUCAUCAGGGGGAGCGUGCAGGGUGUCCCUCAAAAAAUCAUUCUGGCAGUAGAGAUUAGUUUUAGAGAAACAACAUGGAGGAUUGAGUGUGACGUGGGCGGUCCGAACCCCUGUUUGGACCCAGAGGUGAUGCAGAAUUUUGCCGUCACCUCGUCUGUGACUUUUACCGAAUAUCCUCUUAGUUCCCAGCCCCCUAGAUCCAGGUUCAGUAUUAACUUCACAGAAUUUGAUUGCGACAGGAAUGAUGUGUGCUGGAAUGAGUUGGCUUUCCCUCUUACAAGAUACUACACUGGUGAGCCAUAUUCCCAGGCUCUGGCUAAAGGACUCAUUCUAGUCUUCUUCUUCAUAGCUGCGUCUGUUUUAGGAACGCCAUGGAGACAAAUCAGACAGGUACCAAUCACUCUGGAGUUAUACUGAACUCUUAUGAUGUGAAGUUUAAUCUCCUGGGGAUGGUCUUUGCCACACUAGGGGUCUUUGUGACAUCAAUGUAUCAAGUGGUAAGUCAUCUGGUAUUUACACAGUCAACCCAGGGACCCUCAAGCAUAUCUGAAAAAAAACAUUAAAGAUCGGGUAACACGCAAUUUCUGCCAAUCUCAUAUUAAUCUUGAGUACCUAUACAGUAGUAUUGCAUACUUCGUAUCUUCGAAGAGUAUUUAGUUUGAUCAAAUUUAUAAAAGAGAGAUACAGCUGUACGAUUAUUUCCGGAAAAGACGAGCUGCUGGAGGCGGGCAGGGGGGAUGGAACCACAGCACGAGCACACAAUACAUCAUCGCAUUAAUCCCUUUGUGUUUUUUACAUUAUGCACGUAUGCGCCAAUUGCCGACAAAACACAGACAUAUGACUUAGUUUCACUUACCACGUGGAGUUCAUGUCUUUUAGCACUGGGACCGCGCCAUCUAUCAGUUUCAGACAAUCUCCAAAUCCAGCGUUAUAUCCACCGUUUAUAUAACAUCCAUUACUGAAAUGCCGUAUACAAACAAACACACCUCAACUUCUCUCACUAUCACAAGAGCAACGAGCUGCAGCUGCAGGCCCACAGCGCAGCCAAUCUUGAUAAGCAGGUCUUCCUAUCGCUCGUCGGUUGUCGCGUGGGCGGUCUAUUUCUUUCGCCUUGCCGUGGGCGUGCUUUUCAGGGAGAAUGUUACAAAACGGAUCCAGACUUUGAAACAAGUUGGAGUGCUGGGGGAGUUUAUCAAGCACAGAAAUACUAUGUCAUACAAGUUGACCAUGUCAAGCAUGAGAAGCCAGCACGCUUAACAGUUAAAAGAAGUCAGAAUGCAUGAAAUUGCAUGUUACCCGAUCUCUAAUAUGCUACAUUUGGCAGUACACUAUGAAACUUUCAUUGGUAGAAUUUACAAUGAAAAAUAACAUAAGCCUGCAGUGCUUUCUCAAUGGUCAUUCCGUUGACUCACUGAAGUCCAUUUGAAAACUGGGAUGGUAUUCCAGAGAGCAGGCUUUGUGACACACCCGGGGUAAGUUAACUGAUAACCUCAACUUUCGGUUUCAAAAAUGGAUUUAACUUUCUGGGUAUGUAAGCAGUGUUGGGUACGUUACUCUUAAAAAGUAUUUAGUUACUUAUUACUAAUUAUUUUCUAUAUCCUACAUCAACCUUGAUUACUUAAGUGUUUUAAGUAUAGACAUGAAAGGCCUUAUUUAAUUCAUUCAAUCAAAUAAUAUUAAACUACAUAAAGUACUCUUAUUAACUGACCAAAGUAUUACAAAUGUGAGAAUUAUACAUUAAAGCAAGGAUUUUAAAGUUAGACUUUCAAUUUUGAUGUCAAUUCCACUAUUGCACACACAUAUUACACAAAGUAUUUAGUUUAAUUACAUCAGAAGUAACUAAUUAAAUUACAUAAAAAAUAAGAGUAAUCACUUACUUUACUUUUUCAAGGGAAAAGUAAUUAAAUUACAGUAACUAAUUACUUAGUAACUAGUUACACCCAACACUGUACUUAAGUAACCAUAGCAACUCACUCUCUGAAGAUAACCUGCUCCGGAGAAGGUUAUGUUCCAGGGUUAGUUCAUUUUAAGAAAACGUUGCUAAGGUUCAGGGGGUUUCUGCGCAUGUGAUAUUAUGAUUACAUUUUAAAACAGCAUAUUAUGCUAAUUUUAUGAUUGUAAUCUUUUAAAAUAAAAUAAUCUUUAAAUAAAAUAAUGUGAGCUGUUCUGAAUAAAUUUAAGGUUUUGUGUCUACUGUACAUACUUUUAAAUAGGUUUAUUAUUAAAACCGCUCCAAAUAUCAUUGGAUGCAUAAAUUGUAUGCUUAGAUUAGUGUACUGAAAAGCGUUACACAAGUUUUUCCCAAAAUUAUGACAACUUGUAGCAGUUUCUACAAUUAAAAGAGUCUGCAUUAAAAUGACUACAUCAGCUUCAAAUACUAGUCUACACAAAUCCAAAUAAAGGUCGAUUUUUUGAAGGAACGUAGAGAUAAGGAAUAAAAAGGGGUUCAAUACAACCUACACAAUUAGAAAUGUGAUCAAAUACAUAUACACAAUUCAAUUUUGAUCAAAUACACUGGUAAACACGUUACAACUUAAAAACAUAUCAACAUAUCUAAACUUUAUGUAUCAAGAAAAGAUAGCCAUGAUGAGUAAAUAUUUCAGUAAAAAUAGUACAUGUAUCUAAACUAUUUUAAUAUUUAAUUAAAUAUCUCAUUUAUAGCCUUAAAAUAAAUAUGAUAUUUAUGCUUUUCUCACACUUUAUACACCGAUGCAGAUUUAUGUUUUCUGUGAAAAAUAGCUGAUUUAUAACGUUAUAAUGUUCAUAGUCAAAAACGUUAAGCUUCCCAGCAGUUUCCACGGUGACUCGUGAAAUCUCUGAUCCAUUGACAAUAACGGCUGUGUCCGAAACAGCCCCCUAUACCCUAAUAUAGUGCGCUAUUUUGAAUUUUUGUUCUAAUUUCAUAAUUUUAAGUGUACUAUAUUAGUGAACUAAUGUAGUGAAUAGUGAAUGAGGGAGGGUAUAGUUUUCUGAGAAGGCCCCUAGUGAAAGUGAGAAGGCAAAAAUGGAGCAGUUCUUCCUGAAGGACAGCAUGGUGCGACAGAGCCAGGUACACCUUCAUCCAUCCACCUAUCCUAUAUGUUUCUCUGUAGAAGGGCCAUCUAUUAUUAUUCUAGAGUCAAAUGUGCAGAGGCUCUGUUCUUUAGUUUGAUAUAUUUUAUGUUCAUAUAUUCAUAGAAGAAAACAUUUUGGGAGCCGUAAAGUUUGAAAGAAGAACUGUAUUUCUCUCUCAUCGUGUGUGUUUGUAGACUCAGAGGUUGUGUAAGCACUGUGGUCAGGCCUGGCGUGCUGCAACUCUAGAAACUGUACCAUGACCCCAACAUCAGUGAAGGUCAACACACGCUCAUCUGAAUACACCAGUUAGAUUCAUACUGUUAUCCGACAGAACUUGAUUUAUUGCUUUUAAUAUCACUAUACACAUUGUGUUUCUUUGUUCAGGAGGCGGAGGGGAAUCCUCAUAGGAGUGUGUGGAAGAUGUUUUAGUUUUUACAUAAUCAAGGUUUUGUGGUUAAAGUGAUACUUCAGCCAUGAAUCAAAUUUCUACCGCUUGGAAGUAAAAGGAUGCGUGGUAUUAUAUCUCCGACUGCAUUAUUCUUCAAGAAGAAAGUCAUAUUCCCUUAGGAUGCCUUGAGGGUGAAUCAAACGUGGGGAAAUUUUGAUUCAUGGCUGAUGUGUCGCUUUAAGGCUCAUGAUCACUGAUGUCCAGUUCUGCAUGCGAACUUCCUUUUUGUCCUUCGGGUUUUCUCUUAAGAGGAGCUGCAGAAGUUUCUCCAGAAGAUGAGGGAAUCCUCACUGCUCCUGCUGGAUAAAAGGGCUAGAUCCACUUGGAUAUGAAAUACAGCCCUAGAGAGUGUAUGUUUUUUUCUUGGGAUUCUGUUGUCCACAAUCCCAUUUGGGGAAAAACCUGUAAUUUGUAAUUGAAUCAAAAAUGUGUGUUGUUUAGAAACAAUGUGUGGUUUGGUUAAUGCUACCAGGCGGCUGUUUAAGAUCUGUUUCUGUAAGUCGGUCUGUCAAGUUUUAAAGACAUCUUUUGUUUUUCUGAAUAUUCAUGUCAAAUAUGCUGGUAAGAUACUCUUUCGUUUAAAAGAUGGGUGGCCCUGCUUGUCAUCUUGCAACAGGACAAUUCAAGUGACUCAAAUCUGAAAUAAUUCUGUAUAAAAUGCAUAUACUUAAACUUUAUAUAUAAGUAUAAAAUAUCUGUAGGAUAAAGUAUCUUGUAUAAAAAUAUUAUUAGCACUAUUAGUACUAUGAGUAUGACUGCAAUUUAUUUAUACCAGGCCAUUACUCUUGACAAUACACAGUAACUGGUGUUUGU
Messenger RNA from Triplophysa rosa, 6055 nucleotides. RefSeq names its product tectonic family member 2 (gene tctn2). The coding region runs from base 28 to 2157 and encodes 709 amino acids. Lineage: Eukaryota; Metazoa; Chordata; Actinopteri; Cypriniformes; Nemacheilidae. Gene Ontology annotation, cellular component: MKS complex. The record is from RefSeq and is a predicted model, not a curated record. The transcript has 19 exons. Gene Ontology annotation, biological process: protein localization to ciliary transition zone; smoothened signaling pathway; cilium assembly.